AUGGACCUUCUUGGCAUCCCCUCCUCAGACUCUCGUCCUCAAGGGAGAUCUUGGAGCGACCCCGGCAGGCGAUGUAUCAAAAGCUCACAAGAAGAAGGAAGGGCCACGGUGGAGGGUAUGUGGCAUUCAGCUGACGACACUAUUAUCCAGAACUCAGCAGCGACACAGGUACAUUGCCCUCCCCCAGUGCCACCUCCCAGUGCCAUCCCCCAGUGCCAUCCCCAGUGCCAUCCCCCAGUGCCCUCCCCCAGUGCCCUCCCCCAGUGCCCUCCCCCAGUGCCAUCCCCCAGUGCCAUCCCCCAGUGCCCUCCCCCAGUGCCAUCCCCCAGUGCCAUCCCCCAGUGCCAUCCGCCAGUGCUGCACCUCGCUCAGGCCCACGGCACCAAAGGAGCUUACUCUCUAUUCUUUCGGCCUUAUAUUUGCCCUCCCCCCCCAGUGCCAUCCCCCAGUGCACCCCCCCCGUGCCACCCCCAGGGGCCCUCCCCCAGUGCCAUCCUCCAGUGCCAUCCCCCAGUGCCCUCCCCAGGCCCUCCCCCAGUACCAUCCCCCAGUGCCAUCCCCCAGUGCCAUCCGCCCGUGCUGCACCUCGCUCAGGCCCACGGCACCAAAGGAGCUUACUCCCCUUUUCUUUCGGCCUUAUAUUGUUUUUAUACUUAA
This is a messenger RNA of Penaeus monodon (black tiger shrimp), 657 nucleotides long. RefSeq names its product SH3 domain-containing protein C23A1.17-like. The coding region runs from base 1 to 657 and encodes 218 amino acids. NCBI's taxonomy places the organism in Eukaryota, Metazoa, Arthropoda, Malacostraca, Decapoda, Penaeidae. The record is from RefSeq and is a predicted model, not a curated record. The transcript is spliced from 4 exons.